UUCAAUCUCUACGGUCCAAAAGGAGUCAAAUUCUGUCUUGGCGCGGCCCCGCCGAGAUAUGGCGCUUCGAGAGCGCCGCCUUUUCUUUCUUCGUCGCCUCUUCUCCUCGUCUUCCUCUCCUGCCAGCGUUCCCCUCCUCUGGAGAUCCGAAAAUGAAGAACUUGGUGGGGAAUCAACCGUCGAGAUCCUCUCAUGGGGUAGAGGCAGUUCAGGCCAGCUUGGCGGCGGAAAAGAGGAGAUACGCUUCUACCCGACCCCCGUAGCUUCUCUCCGUCUUCCGAAGGGAUUCCGCCUUUCCCCCACCUCCGGUCGACUCGACUUUUACAAUGUUUCAGCCGCUGGUGACGGUGGCGCCGAUGUAGAGGUGGGCAUCUCAUGCGGAUUGUUCCACUCGUCAGUUCUGGUUAAUGGGCGGUUCUGGAUAUGGGGCAAGGGUGAUGGAGGGAGGCUUGGCUUUGGGCAUGAGAAUCCGGUCUUUGUUCCGACUCCUAAUCCUAACCUGGACGAGGUCCGGUGCAUCGCCCUGGGUGGCCUUCAUUCUACUGCGCUCACCCGUUCCGGCGAGGUUUUCACAUGGGGUUAUGGUGGAUUUGGAGCGUUAGGCCAUUCUGUCUAUCACAGGGAGCUUCUACCUAGACUUGUGGAGAGUACUUGGAUGGGAAAAAUAUCCCAAAUUGCUACUAGUGGCGCUCAUACUGCUGUUAUUACUGAUUCAGGCUUAUUUGGUAACAUAUUCACAAGGCAAUUAAGGCUUCCCGGAUAUCAACUUCUGUCGGUGAUUAGUGCAAUUAUGGCUUCUGCAUCUAAUGGAUUCCCUUGUACAUUAGAUUCAUAUUCAA
Molecule: messenger RNA, 839 nt
Organism: Dendrobium catenatum
Lineage: Eukaryota; Viridiplantae; Streptophyta; Magnoliopsida; Asparagales; Orchidaceae
Product: RCC1 domain-containing protein RUG3, mitochondrial-like
Exons: 3
Source: RefSeq, a predicted model, not a curated record